AUGAGUGCCCCGCUGGUUCCCAAUAAGUCAUGUUACAAUUUAUUGCAGGGCAACAGAAACGAGAUGAAGAAUAACAAUGAACGUAUGGUGACUGUUGGAGACACGAAUGCCAACCAAAUCACACCAGAGGUUAGAACCUCUGGAAGGGAAUUAAGGACAAAUGAUCUGUCAGGAGAAACUAGAUGCCGGAAUACAGGUGAGACAGAAAAUAACACACAGUUAGAUUCAGAGAGGAACAGACUUCAGGGCACUACUACUGGCCUAUCAGAGUUUAGGCUGCAUUCCACCACCAGCAGGGAAUUGCAUAAGGAUUACAGGACUGAUGGGGUGAAGGACACUGCAAAACUACUCCCUAUUAGCCGGGGACAUAGUUUGUCCAAUCUGAGGAUUAAUACAAAUGAGACCUUUUCAGUGGUUCUUUCAAAAAGCGAUGCUGAUCUCAUUCAGCACGUUUCAAAGGAGAGAGCACCUAGAAGGAUUGAGCCAGAAGGGAUAAAGCGCCUUUCCUUGGGGAGAUCAAGGAAACUGAUGGCUAAAACAGAAGCCUUUGGGAAAGAAUUUGUAGGUCGCGUAUCAGGCAAGCGGUUGCUUUCUGCAUCCUUGGAUUCCAUUGACACCUCGCACCAUUUGAUUGGGGACAUGGAGAGAUCUCGGAAAACAUCCACAGACCACUUUUUAGGCGUGGUGUUUCGUCCAACUGAUAGCGCCUCCGAGGGAAACAUUGUCCGUUAUUCUAAGCCACCCUCUACCUCAGAAACGAAGAAACCAAAUGUUGCAGCAACAAAUGUUGCGGACAACAUUGCAAAUUUCAACAAACAAAGCACACCGCACCCUGCUCACAUAGAUCUACAUUUAACUGUGAAACCCACUGAAAUUUGGAGUAGAUCAGAAGCACAAGUAGAUCACCAGGGCGAUAAGAGAGGAAAGGCGGAGUUGAAAAGCCCUCUGUAUUCUCAGUCUCAGAGUAUGUGUCAGCAAAAAAUUGACAGGAAUACGCCAGUUGAAUUUCUCGGACAUCAGAUGGAGGAAAAUAAUGUUGCAGGGCAGAAUAAAAAGGAUUAUGGGUCUGAAGUAUACAAGGGGAAAUCACAUCAGUUGCAGGAAGCUUGUCGCAAAGCAGAGAAUCCAUAUUUAAAUGAGGACUUUGACUCUGCCAGUGACAGACUGGUAAGUAAUAGUAAUAACUCCCAAGGUUUAAGAAAGGGAGGUAGUCUUAGUGACAGCAGGUCGAUGAACCAAGUGAGUGCGUGUAUAUCUGAAAAAGAAGAGGAUUCUGCAUUGCCUUUUGCUGGUGACAGCAAACACAGUGGCAAGCUGACACCUACAAGAAAUAAAAACCUACAUGAUACUGACGCAAGUUGCACUCAAGCAGCUGGUGGGCAUAUGCCUUUGAUGCAUAACACAAAUCUGCCAGACUGCAAACUUCUAAACAGUAACGAAAGCAAACUAGUCAAAGGGAAUAGUGAUGUGGCGAUGCUCACCUCUGAUCAACCAAACGCGUUUAGUGCAGAGAAUGCGUCAGAUGGCCAUUCUAAUAUCCAGGGCUGUGGUUUAGAUGCUACAAGUGUUUCAGUUCUGAGCAAGAAGACGGUCAUUGUAAAGAGAAAUCUUUCAAGCGACACACCGGAGAGCUGUAAAAUACCAGGAAGAACAGAUACCUUUUUAUGUGCCCCGACGCCUUUGCGCCCUGUGGCGGCCGUGAAUGUCAGUAAUCACACCACAGCAUCAAGCAGUGGCUUGAAGGGUCUCUAUACACUUCAUGUUGACAAGCUGCCACCCUCUGCGGUCCUGCCUCCCAUUGACGACACACAGUUGCUAAGCCUAUCCCCUAAAGUGCCUAACAAGACCCCCUGUAACAGUGGCAUCCCCAAACCCAUCCUCAUCCAUACUAAGGGCUCCCAUCUGGCCAAGGACGAUGAGGAGAGCAACGGCAUAGAGAAGCCGGAAGACAAGCCUGAGAUAAAACCAGACAUCCCCAAGCCCAAACAUGUGAGGCCUAAGAUCAUCACUUACAUCAGAAGAAAUCCCCAGGCAGUAAGCCACCUUGACCACGCAUUUGCCCCAGCUGGAUUACCCUAUGUGGCACCUCCUUGCAGCAUGCCAAUGGGCACAGAGCAGAAGGCUUUGAACGAUGGAGAUAUUAAACCAGGCACCGUUCUCUAUGACAAGUUUAAACCUGACUUGCAGAAGCCUCGGAUUUACAGUUCUGGACUCGUGGUGUCUGGCAUUAAAUCCCCAAGCCAUCAUUUUGGUCAAAUGGGUGAAAAAUUUAUCCAGGAGGUUGGGGAAAGGCCUGUGAAAGGAGAAUUUUGUCCUCCACCAUACACUAACUAUGAGGUGCCUCCAAGCUUUUAUCGCUCUGCAAUGAUACUUAGGCCUCAGUUAGGACUGGGAGCAGUUUCCAGAUUACCGUCUGCAAAAAGCAGGAUUUUGAUUACAAGCCAGAGGUCUUCAGCAAGCUGCAUCCAUCCGCAAGGACCAAUAGCCAGUUCUCCUCCGCUUUUCCAUCCAGAUAAUUCAGUUGAUCUCAAAAAAGGCCCGAAUCCAAAUGCUACGAAAUCGAACCUUCCAAAGCCAUGUCAGUCUGGACUUCGCCCUCCUGGUUAUUCCCGCUUGCCGGCCGCUAAACUAGCAGCCUUUGGCUUUGUCAGGAGCUCCAGUGUCUCGUCGGUCUCAAGCAACCAAUCGAAUGACAGCGUCCAGAGUGAUCAAAGCAGGACAGCCAAUAGUUCAAACUUUGGAAAUGAGGAGCAACCCAUUCCUAAGGCAGCUGAGCCUUCUAAAGAAACACUCAAGGGGGCCAGUAGGACUCCACCACAGGCAUCAAACAACGCAGCAGCUGCCCGGAGGAGUUUACUUCCAGCGCCGAAGACUGCCGCAACAACACCUGCUGGCUCAAAGAAAGAAGCACAGAAAGAUCAAGAGGCCAACAGACCCACAGUUUCAUCCCCUAAGAGACUGGUUGUAUCAUCCACCAAGCUCCACUCACCAGGACACCCUAAACAAAGGUCACCCGUUCCAAGGAAUGGAUUUUCCACCAAGCCUGACUUGCAGACUCGAGAGGCUGAGCGGCAGCUCAUCCAGCAAAUGAAGGAGAAGUGUGAUGAACAGGCCAAGAAAUUCAGCUGCAUCCAAGAGGAACUUAAGAGAACCGGCUGUGGCUUUGAUGUCUUCGUUAUCACAACACAGCAUUUCUUUCAGAAAAACGAAAGCGCCCUUGUGAAAGAAAAAGAGCUCUCAGCGGAGCUUGCAAACAUCAAAGAUGAAGUUGCCCUCAACGCAGCAAGAUAUGAGAAAUUACAAAAAGAGAAGGAGGAGCUGGAAAAGAAGUUUGAGGGCAAGUUGAGGACGCUCGGUUGGGAGCAGCAGGAGGAGCUCCGUGCGCUGGAAGAGCGGCUGCAGUUACAGUACAGUGCCGAAAUAGAGCAAUUGCAAGAGGAUCACAAGGCGCAGCUCAUCAGGAUCAAGAGCCAGCACCAAGAGCAGGUGGAAGACAUUACAACAACUCAGGAAGCAGCGGUGAUGGAGAUGGAAAACAGUCAAGCAGUUGCUAUUGCAGUGCUUCAGGAUGAAUAUGAGCGCAAAGUUCAAGAACUAAAGUCUGCACAUGAGCUGGAAAAAAGAGAACUGGAAGAGAAUUUUGAGAAGCUACGUCUAUCACUCCAGGACCAGGUCGACACCCUGACUUUUCAGAGCCAGUCUCUGAAGGACAAGGCAAAACGAUUUGAAGAGGCAUUAAAGAAAAACACUGAAGAGCAACUAGAGAUUGCAAUGGCUCCAUACCAGCAUUUAGAGGAAGACAUGAGUAGCCUAAAGCAGGUCUUGGAAAUGAAGAAUCUACUCAUUCAUCAACAGGAAAAGAGGAUCAUAGAGCUAGAGAGGCUGGCUGAAAAGAACUUAAUAUUAGAAGAAAAAAUUCAGGUGCUCCAGCAGCAAAAUGAGGAUCUCAGAGUCAGGAUUGAUCAGAACACUGUGGUGACAAGGCAGUUAUCUGAAGAAAAUGCUAAUCUCCAGGAAUACGUUGAAAAAGAAUCCAAGGAAAAGAAGAGGCUAAGUAGGACUAAUGAAGAGCUGCUGUGGAAGCUUCAGACGUCGGACCCCAUGAGCCCAGUUAAGCUGUCGCCAACAUCGCCCACACAUAUUUAUCGGUCUUCGUCAGGACCUCCCACCCCAGCUAAAGUCAGCACCGUGCCAAGAUGACAGCCCCGUGCAGCUGUGUCAGAUGACUUGUCCCUGACGAUGUCCCCGUCUACUGAAUGUUCUCGUCUAAGAAAGUAUUAACCACAGUAGAAGUAGAUCCCUGGGAUCCGUGACUCUACCAACAUGCUCUCUUGCUGCAUAGCUGUAUUUGACUAGGCAGUGCACUCCGGUGGGUUCUCUAGGACUUGCGACACUGAUGCCAUAGAAUAGCAGAAUCCCAGCUGAUGCAUGGGGACAUCCCAGGGUUAGAGGCAAAAGCAAGGGAAAACUCUUCUUAUUGUUCACUCCCGAGUGAUGAACUUUUCGCUGCAGUAUUUCAGGUUAGUUGCCAGUUCGAGUUUUGAAUAGCUCUGUGUGUUGAGUGGCUGCUGAUACGUAUGGAUGACCUCAGGCAUCCAUGCCCAUAACGCGAGGCACAUGUCAGGCACACAUGCACACCUUCUGCAUAUGCACACCUUCUGCUGUUCCGAAAUGCAUUUUUUUAUA
This is a messenger RNA of Zootoca vivipara (common lizard), 4686 nucleotides long. RefSeq names its product microtubule associated scaffold protein 2 (gene MTUS2). The record is from RefSeq and is a predicted model, not a curated record. Gene Ontology annotation, cellular component: cytoplasm; nucleus. NCBI's taxonomy places the organism in Eukaryota, Metazoa, Chordata, Lepidosauria, Squamata, Lacertidae. Gene Ontology annotation, molecular function: microtubule binding.